Molecule: messenger RNA, 2284 nt
Organism: Conger conger (European conger)
Lineage: Eukaryota; Metazoa; Chordata; Actinopteri; Anguilliformes; Congridae
Exons: 16
Coding region: 164-1741 (525 amino acids)
Biological process (GO): DNA integration
Molecular function (GO): nucleic acid binding
Source: RefSeq, a predicted model, not a curated record
UGUUCGUCAUUAGCGAGCGCCAAACAGGAUAAGUGCAUAAUAUCUCCAUGGCAUGAAUACUUUUGAGCAGCAGUUGCUCCUGUUGUUGAGAGCAUAUAUCUAUGGUUUAGAGUGUGAUCUUACAAACAAUAGUUAGUGAUUAUUUACUUGUAAAACAAAAAAUAUGCCGACAAUGUGUGCAGCAGUAGGUUGUUAUCAGAAGGCGAAACGCGGAUCGUAUGUGAAAUUUUACACUUUUCCGCGUGAUCCCGUAAGAAGAAAACGGUGGAUCUCUGCUGUGAAACGCGAGGGAUGGACACCAGCUUCUCACAGCAAAUUGUGCAGUAUGCACUUUAUUACAGGCAGACGAAGCGACGACCCUUUGUCACCAGAUUAUGUACCAUCUUGGUUCGCACACACCACAACGGAGGAAAAGGAAAAGUCAAUGGCGUCGAUGAGGAGAUAUAAACGGAGCCAAGAAGCUCAUCCAAGGAAAGACGCUUCCUUGUCUGAACCCGCAGUAGCCACAUUGGGUUCUUAUCGAACCGGAUUCCUGGCUGCCAGUUUAGGGAAAGACAGGCCUGUGUAUGCAUCUUUCCCCUCUCUGUGUGAGGAGUAUGUGAAGCGGUCGCUCAUGGAAGUCCAAACUUUAUCCAGAAAUAUUGUGUCAUCAACCCAUGAAGUGUCGGGCACCCCUGCUGAUGAGGAUAAAGAGAAACUACAUCCCACCAGCUUUCAUGAACAGUACUGUCUGCCAGAGAGCAUUCAGUGGACCAAAGGAGCUUGGGAAAAAGUGAACCGAGAGAAAUUUCAGACCAAAAGGAAAAAACGCUACAAGCACACCAUCAAGGUGAAUGAGAAGUGGGAAUGGCUGGGGGUGGAUCUGAAAGGGCCUCUGCCCGAGACCCAGAAUGGACACAGGUUCAUACUGACUUUGAUGGACUAUUACUCCAAAUGGGUGGAGGCCUACCCCAUGAAAUCAGAGUCUGCCGGGGAGGUGGCACUGAAUAUCCGAAACCUCACCUAUCAGUUUGGGUGGCCUCUACGAAUCCUGUCGCAGAUGGACAAGGCAUUUAUCCAAGAGGUGAAUACGGAGCUGGGUAUGUUAUUGGGGGAGAAGGAUGUCUCUCUAAUGACCUUUCACCCUGAAGCCAGCACGCGGGACACUGUCUCUCAGUGCUUUGUAGACAGAAUGGUGUCAGAGCUGGUCAGGGACCACCAAGAGCGCUGGGAUGUGCAGCUUCCUGCCAGCGUGUUCGCCCUGCGCCUCAGGCAGCACCCCAGUACUGGACACAGCCCCUUCUACAUGCUGUACCGCAAGGAGCCCCGUCCGGAUUUCAGCAGCACCACCCAGGAGCUGCCUCUGCGUGAGGACCUCAUUAGGAGCAGUGGUCUUAUGAUCCCCGAAGUCAAGUUCUUCUCGAGCAUGCAGCACCGAGACACGGUACCUCCACGUGCAGAGCACAUUACUCAGGCAGUGUCCCAGCAAGGCCAGAAGGAUGGUGACACGCUCACGUGUGAUAAGCAGCGGCCAGUCUUCUUGGUGACGCCCCUGCCCCUGGCCCCCUCCAACACCCAGCAAAGCGAAAGGAGGACUGCAGAAGAAAACAUUGCCGAGUCAAAGUCUUCACAAGAUCUGAGGGAUGAGAACAACGCCAUCACAGAAAAACGGAGGAAACCUCGAGGUGCUAACAUCCAGCAUCCAGCAAGAAGAAUCCUCCUCCAGAGGAUCCACCCUGAAGACUUUGCACUCAGUGUAUAAUGGAGAAAAGGAAGAAGUUGCUUUUUGGCAGUGUGAGUAUUCCCUGCUUUUCCAGAAUCUCACAGGAGAGAGACGAAGAGGGCAAGAACCUGCAGAUAUCGGAUGAGUCAGCCAGCCAGGCAGGGAUAGAGCACACGGAGAAGGGGAGUGACAAAGGACCUGGAUUUAUCAUGUCUCUGUGUACGGCUUCCUGGUCCUUCUGUAAGAUGACCUCAUACAUACCUAUGAAGGGAGCGAGGCUUCAGGAACUGCUAAAGCUGCAACAGAGUUUUCAUGUGUUUCAAGUGUUUUUCCUUGGGCUGCAAUGUGUUCUCAUUGCUUCAUACAAGUCACUGAUUGCAUAAGGUAACUCAGUUAUUCCUCACAUACAUGUGUCUAUUGUCCUUGUUGUUGUGUUCAUAGUACAGUAUGGUGGAGAUUUGAACUUAAAAAAAAAAAAAAAAAAAAAAUCUUCAGUUAUUUCCUUAAUACAUUUGUUUAAUGCUGUUUGUUGUCAUGGAGAAGAAGACUGAGAUGUACUCAAAGUAAAUUUUCUGGAAUCUG